AACAGAAGGUGGUGCGAUACGGAAUUGUAUGAUGAAUUGGCUGCACUAGGGACUGUUUCGUCGGGAUACCAAGCAUAAAGAUGUUGAUACUAGUCACGUCAGUCUUGCUCGUAGCAGUUCUAGUAGAUGGUGCUCCGUCUUACACAGUGGUGACGUCAUCUGCCACAAGUGCAUUAACGUCAGCCCUUCAGUCCAACUUAUCCUCAAUAGUGGUAGAUAAUCAACACGCUAAAAACAAGGACCGAGAACAAAAUGUAACGCUUGAAGAACGGAAAAAAAUCAACUCAACUAAAUCAACAGAUUAUAAUUUGAAUUCACUGAACUUCUCUGUCACAACAGCAGGUUAUGAACGGGAAUAUAAUCAAACUGGGAAAAUUGUUAUCGAUAAGUCAGCACCCAAGCUGCAUGAUAGCAGCAACUUUGAACAAUCGAAUUUGUAUCGGUCAAAACAAAUACGGAAACUUCUGAAAAAUGUUCCUCAACUCCAUUCGAUAUUUCAGGGAAGCAUUUCGAGUAACAUCACCGAAAAACACAAUACAACCCGAGACCAUCAGAUGUCAUUAAUAAUUAAAACAUUCGUUGGUGAUAUUUUGUCAAACUAUAGACAGCAUGAAGAGAAUGUAUCAACAAAUGGAAACAAGACUUUGGAGUCCAAUUCAACUUUUGCAAACUAUAAAAUCCAUCAAAGAGGAAAAAACCUAAAGCCACUAAUUGAUUUUGUUCGAUUAUUUGAAAUCGAACACCCUACAGUUCGAAAAAGGAUACGCCAAAAGGGCAACGAAAUGGAUCAUGAUACUCCGGUCGAGAAUGACCUUCGAAAUGAAUCAAAUGAAGAUAGUGAGGAAAUGCAUGAUACUUUCGAUUUAUCAGACUAUAUAAUAAGUGUACUCGAAGGUAAAGACGAGGAAGAGGAUGUUGUAGGGAAUGAUAAAAAGGAAACGUAUGUAGAACCAAACGACGUGUUUAAUCAUCAGGAAAUCCGGAACAAUCAAAAACACACUUUCGCAGCGGACCACAGCCAUAAUCGUAGUCCAAAUCAUGUUCCUGAAAUAAAUGAAGCAAGUGUUGUUGAUACUGCGGGAAAAUUAGAAAAUUCGAAGCUAGAAAAGCUACUAUGGAAAGACUUUUUUACGUUUGAAAUCCCAGAUAAAAUUACCAGGAAAAAGGAAAUUUCAUAUGAUUCUAACAAGAAAAUCAACCAGUAUCAUAUUGAGAGAAAUAAUGGACUAGAAGAUGUUUACGAAUAUGAUGACGGAGAUGACAUAUUAGGAAAUGAGGAGACCCUAGAUUACUCGGAUGAAGAAGUCCACGAUUAUGUCGACGAAGAUGAGGAGCGCAUUUUAAACUCUGGGAAAUUGAGCUCAAAAGCAUACAGAGAAACGGCAAGUAAAAACACUUCUCCCGCUCAAUCUUUUAUUGAAAAUGUUUCUAAACGUAGUGAGAAUGACGAAAGUUUGGAAAGUCAAGAUUAUGUUGAUGAAAGCAAAGAGAAACCUUGGAAAGGGAGUUUAUGGAAUAGCAAACGCGUGGGUGCAGAGGAUGGGGUGGCAUAUACCAAUACAAUUAGGGAGGUUUUCCAUAAAUCAAACAAGAACGAUGACCCACUUCUACGAAGGGAAAUAAUGUACAGUGACGAAAAUCAAAGUGACGAAUAUUAUGAGAAAGGUAGUGAGGAAGCUUUAUUAUCACAUCCAAAUCAUGGAAAAGAUAUCCCAAAAGCUAAAUCUUUUAUAAAGUUAAUAAACGGGAACAAAAACUUGAGAAAAAGCAGUUUAUCUUGGAUAUCUGAACAUAAAGAACUGUUUAAGCAAAAUGAAUGGUCAUCGAGAUCAAACGAACGCGACGAUGACAGAGGAAGUGCUUAUACUGGGAGUGAAGAGAUCGGCAGUGGUCCACUGAUUUUCCACAAUAAAUUUGCUCAUUUUGUUGCUGAAGUCGCCAAAUCCGCGAACCGAAAUUGGAAACAUAGAACGCAAAACGAUGGAAGUUAUGAACAUUUACGUGAUGAUAUAUACUCAGCCUCUGAAGAAGACAAGAGUAUUAGUAGUGAAGGACUGCUGCCGAUUGUAAAGCACUUAACCAUUCCAAAACCUCCGAAAAAAUCCGAAGGUUCUAAAGUUGUACAUGUACACCAACCCAAAAACGGUUUCGAUUCUGCUAGCUAUUACCGCAAUUUUUUCAACAAACGUUACUGGGAGAGAUGGGAUCACAAUAGAUAUACAGAGGAAAGUAAAACAUAUCAUAGAGAAAAUAAUGAUGACGACUCGAGUGAAGCUACACCAAAAGUGAAUAAUAAACACAUCACUCUCAAUCGAAUAGUACAUAAAUCAAUACAAGACAUUCCCACAAUUCCUCCUAAACCACAAAUACAAAUACAAAGACAACCUACAGCUCCCCCGCCUCCACAGAAACCGAAGUUACAAAUACACAGGAUACAGAUAAUUCCUCCUCCUGCUCCUUCUAUACCCAAACUCCUUCCUCCAACACCACCAAAACCCGCGAAAAUGACAAAAGUACAAAAGUUAAAAAUCUAUGUAAUUCCUCAUAUUAGAAAACCAAACAUACCAAUGUCUCCACCUCCUCACAAGCCAACACGGAAGCAUCUCCUUUUCAGAACUGUGCAAUUGACCAAACCAAAGAAGAGGAAAAUGUCACAUAUGAGAAAUAUUCGAUUCAAGAAAAUGUCCACAGAUGAUGCAUUGGAAAAUGAAAUUAUGAAAAUUGACUUGCAAAAGGCCUGGACAAACAGCUAUCAAUCUAAUUUAAGAAAGCAAUAUUACAAAAAGAAUUAUGAUUAUAAAAGACCAAGAAACAGGUAUGGAUAUAGGAACGUGAACAGAACACCUCGGAAUUCGUACGAUAGCAGAACGUCUUAUGGGAACAUGUAUCGAAGAACAUCACACGUACCCUACAAAACAAGUAGAGGUAGUGGAUAUAGAAAAAUGGAUCAUACUGAAAAAAAUAACUCGCUUUAUGCACAAAGAUUUCUAUCUAGUCAUAGCGCCGUUAAUCAUUUCAAUACACAUUUAAAUGGUCGGAACAUACGGCCACCUUCAGGUAACACUGAAAAAGAUUGUAACAAUGUUGAUGGCGAGAGGAAUCUCCAUUUUACCUCGUAUUCUCCUCACCAAAAGCACAAAAUUCUUCAGCAAAAUGUAAUUCGUUCCAGUAGUUUGUACCCAACGAUGAAGACAUUGAGGUAUUAAUAUCUGGUGUUACAAUGUAUAUUUUUAUAUUCACAUGAGUUUGUAUUUAUUCAGCUAUGAUUUUAUAUUAAAGCUACUACUUAUAUCUAUGUCCUGUCAAAUGUAUUAUAUGAAUAUUGAAGGUAAAAUGAGAUCUCCAAUGUGCAAGCUAAAAUUUGUCAUGUCACGUUUAUGGAUUUGUUAUUUAUUUUUAGGAUAUGGUUUAGUUUAUAAAUAAAUCUUUGGACUGUC
Molecule: messenger RNA, 3437 nt
Organism: Ostrea edulis (European flat oyster)
Lineage: Eukaryota; Metazoa; Mollusca; Bivalvia; Ostreida; Ostreidae
Exons: 2
Coding region: 81-3206 (1041 amino acids)
Source: RefSeq, a predicted model, not a curated record